Messenger RNA from Bipolaris victoriae FI3, 2121 nucleotides. RefSeq lists its product as hypothetical. The transcript is spliced from 3 exons. Gene Ontology annotation, cellular component: succinate-CoA ligase complex (ADP-forming); mitochondrion. The record is from RefSeq and is a predicted model, not a curated record. Gene Ontology annotation, molecular function: succinate-CoA ligase (GDP-forming) activity; succinate-CoA ligase (ADP-forming) activity. NCBI's taxonomy places the organism in Eukaryota, Fungi, Ascomycota, Dothideomycetes, Pleosporales, Pleosporaceae. Gene Ontology annotation, biological process: tricarboxylic acid cycle. Bases 1 to 2121 code for a protein of 706 amino acids.
AUGCCAUUGCACAAAACGCACUCCCUGCGCAGUAACCUGCGUAUGCUGCACAGCUCCGGGUACCGGAUAUGCCAAGCCUCCUUUUCCACGACAGCUAGACGCACCAACUACGACGCUACAAUCCAGAACCUCAAGAUUGGCUCUCACACCCGCGUCAUCUUCCAGGGAUUCACCGGGAAACAGGCUACAGCCAAUGCAAAGGAGUCGAUAGAAUGGGGGACAAAUGUAGUCGGCGGCGUCAAGCCCAAUGGCUCGGGAGAGCAUCUGGGACUGCCUGUUCUGCCCUCUGUGAGAGCAGCAAUGGAGCAGCUGAAGCCUGAUGCAACUGGAAUCUAUGUUGCAGCCCACCAGGCUACUGCUGCAAUUGAGGAAGCAAUCGAAGCAGAGGUGCCGCUUAUCGUCGCAGUGGCUGAGCACAUACCAUUGCAUGAUAUUAUGAGAAUCCAUUCCAUGCUGCAAUCCCAGUCAAAGUCACGGCUUGUAGGUGCCAAUGCCCCGGGAAUCAUCUCAGCUGUUGGGAAGUGUAGGAUUGGCUUCCAGCCACUACCGACAUUUUCACCUGGUCACAUUGGUGUUGUGGCAAAAUCCGGCACUCUCUCUUAUGAGACUGUGGCAUCCCUGACAAGAGCCGGGCUCGGACAGAGUUUAUGCAUUGCAGUCGGCGGAGACGUGAUUGCAGGCACAAACUUUGUGGAUGCUCUCAAGGUCUUUGAGCAUGAUGAUGACACCGAGGCUAUCAUUAUUGUAGGUGAACUCGGUGGUACAACCGAAGAAGAGGCGGCGGAUUGGAUCAUAGAUUACAGAAAGCGCGUAAAAAAUCCCAAACCCAUUGCUGCUGUCAUUGGAGGUUUUCAGGCACCACAUGGCAAGGUCAUGGGCCAUGCUGGGGCUUGGGUUGGCCUUGGAGAAGGCACCGCAGAGGCAAAAUACAAGGCACUGGAGAGUGCUGGAGUGACCAUGGUUGAUCAUCCUGCGAAGUUUGGCGGGGUGAUGAAAAGCAUUCUUGCAAAGUCUGGUCGUAAUGUUGGGAAGAUUGAACAAUCAGCAGCCCAGCAACGCCGCUCAUAUCAUACAUCUCCAAAGCGGCCUAUCACAAACUUCUCCAAAACCGAUGCUUCAUUUACACAAAAGCGCUCCCUCCACCUCUCAAAAGAACAGUCCACAGCCCUCCUCAAAUCCUUCAAUAUCAACCUCACCAUACCCCCAGAAGGCUCCCCAUCAACCCACUACCUAGGCAUUUCUCCCGACCGCUCUAAUCGCUCCCCCUCCAUCAUCGCCGCCCCAACAGCCAACCCCUCCAAACUCACCCACCGCAUCCGUCGUUUCCCUUUCGACUACCGCACCGGGCCCACUCCAUCUGCCAUUGCCGCCGCAACAGCCCACAUGCAACUCUCAGCCUUGCCACCAAAAUCCAAAUCCCAACUCGUCCAAGCCAUCCACAACCUCUGGAACCUCUACACCUCCAAAGAAGCCAUAGACGCCCACAUCAAACUCGCCCUAUCCGUUGACUCCGACGACCUCCUCUUCUACGACCCCUACCUCUUCUUCGACGACGCAGCCUUCAAAUCCGGAAAACGCCACUCCGACCUCCACGCUCUGCGCGAUCAGACUGCAAUAAGCGCUGCAGACCGCGAGGCAGAAGAAGCAGGAAUCGUCUACAUUCCUCUUGAUUCUCCCACAGCUAGUUCCGAGUCCAGUCCUAAACAUCUAGUCGGCACCCUAGUCAACGGCGCAGGCCUCGCCCUCAACGUCCUCGAUACCCUCGCCCUGCGCCUCUUACCCACCACGUCCGCUGCCAACUUCCUCGAUACAGGCGGCAAAGCUACAUCUGCAACUAUUAAAACAAGUUUCAAGCUUCUCCUGUCUGAUCCGCGCGUCAGCGUCAUCUUCGUGAAUAUUUUCGGGGGUCUCACGCUCUGCGAUAUGAUUGCUGAGGGCAUCAUACUCGCGUUUCGGCAUGUGGGCGUCGAGAAACCGGUCGUGGUGCGGUUGAGGGGCACGAAUGAGGAGAAAGGACAAAAAGUGCUCGAGGAGGCCAAACUGCCGAUUUAUGUUUUUGAUGAUUAUGAGGAGGCGGUGCAGAAGGUGGGGGAGUUGGUUGGUAAGGCUGUGAAUGUAUAG